AUGGACAGUCUGGUGCCCUCGGGACGCGUGGUCCCCCUCGAUGCCGUUGCAGACAAUGCUCCCUUCUCAUUGACCACUGGGCACCCUGUCUCCUUUCCGCUACUGCAGCCUAUGCCAUCUCUGUUUCUCACAGUUCCCUCCGUGCCCCUGAAGAGCACGGAUAUCGGCGGCUCGAGGGCAGAGUGCUUCGUCAGUCUCGACGCCGUCAUACAGCACUUCUACGAUCUCUUUUUCAAGAAGACUGCUGACUCCUGGGGCACCGAGCGUGCCAAUUUUCUCAAAUUACACCGUCGGUGGAAGCGGAGAAUUGAGUUUGAGACGGUGACGAAAGGCCGUGGCGAUGGAUUGCAGCGGUUACGUGCGAAGGGCGAUGCCGCAGUAAAUCCUACCCCGAGGACCGUGCCACCGUCGCUUGCACCGUCUACGGUCGUCCACUCGCCGUCGUCCUUGGCAUGGCUGACCUCGUACUCGUCUAACACUCGUAUUAUAGUUUUGUGUGCCUGGAGCCGUACAGGCACAGAUAUUGGCUACUCUAGGGCAGAGUGCUUCGUCAGUCUCGACGCCGCCAUACAGCACUUCCACGAUCUCUUUCUCAAGAAGACUGCUGACUCCUGGGGUAUCGAGGCUGCCGACUUUGUCAAAUUGCAACGUUGUAUUUUCCUCUCAAACUGGAACAAAUUGAUCCCAAGGGAAAUGGGCACCGUGGACGAUGUCACGAUGCAGAUUCAGGAAGCCUAUGGUGUUUUGACUUCGAAAAUGCUGAUCGAAGGACCAGACACGAGUCGCUCGAUUAACAACACAAUACUCUUUGAUGCGCACAUUCUGCAAGGCUUCGGUCUGAAGGUGCUACCCUUGCUGGACAGCUUGAAGGUGAUCAAAACCAAGUCUCGAAUGUUAGAUGAAUGA
Messenger RNA from Echinococcus granulosus, 906 nucleotides. RefSeq lists its product as hypothetical. The record is from RefSeq and is a predicted model, not a curated record. Bases 1 to 906 code for a protein of 301 amino acids. The transcript is spliced from 7 exons. Lineage: Eukaryota; Metazoa; Platyhelminthes; Cestoda; Cyclophyllidea; Taeniidae.